Molecule: messenger RNA, 252 nt
Organism: Enterobius vermicularis (human pinworm)
Lineage: Eukaryota; Metazoa; Nematoda; Chromadorea; Rhabditida; Oxyuridae
Source: the annotation of a GenBank genome assembly
CUCCUGAAGUUAUGGGGGGCUUUGGUUCCUGAUGAAGAACUUGUGGCUCGGAAAAGUAAGCAGUGGCAAUACAUCGGUUUUCAGGGAGAUGAUCCAGCGACCGAUUUCCGGGGUAUGGGUGCUCUGGCACUUGACCAACUGGUUUUUUUUGCGAGGUAUGAUGUCGAUGAGGCCCGGGAUUUAUUGGAGAAAUCUGUACAUAAAACCACUGGGUAUGAUCUCUCAUUGUUACCGACUUGAAGGGGUUUGAUG